AUGGUUGCAGAGACGCCCUCAGUGACAUCUGAGCAUUUGACGGAAACAGGGGAGAAGGACGCGCCUGUGACGCGUGUGGAAACGAGCCACGUCAAUGGUGUUGAUGAGUCGCUUAUUGUUUACCCUAGUGGCCUCAAGCUAACAGGCAUCUGCUUUGGUCUGGGAUGCUCCGUCUUUCUCGUCGCCCUUGACCAGACUAUCAUUGCAACGGCCAUUCCUCAAAUAACAAACCAAUUCAAGGCUCUGCAAGACAUUGGUUGGUAUAUAUCUGCAUACUUUCUGACCUCUGCCGCACUCACAGCAACAUGGGGACGCAUCUACCGCACUUUCAACAUCAAAUUCUUCUUCCUGACGGCAAUCGGUGUAUUUGAGCUUGGCUCCUUGAUCUGUGGGCUUGCACCAAACUCGAUUACCCUCAUUAUUGGUCGUGCCAUUGCCGGACUCGGCGUCUCUGGUAUCUUUAGUGGUGCACUCGUCAUUAUUGCUUACUCUGCGCCUCUCGAGAAGAGACCAGCUCUGAUGGGCAUGUUUGGAGCAGCCUUUGGCAUUUCGUCCAUCGUCGCGCCUCUGCUUGGUGGAGCCUUCACAGAAUCCUCUGUUACUUGGCGAAUGUGCUUUUACAUCAACCUGCCUAUUGGUGCCAUCACCGUCGUUACCGUCUUUUUCCUCGUCAAGAUCCCUACCACCAAGUCGACUUUGACUGUCCGUCAACGACUCCGAGAACUCGACUUGCCCGGUGCAGCUGUCCUCCUCCCAGCCAUCAUAUGUCUUGUCCUCGCAUUACAAUGGGGCGGCGUCAAGUAUUCUUGGUCGUCCGGUACCAUCAUCGGUCUCUUCGUCACUGCUGCUGUGCUCUUCGUCAUCUUUGGUGGCAUUCAAUGGAAGCAGGGAGAUGCCGCAACCCUGCCUCCGCGUGUCAUCAAGAUUCGCUCCAUUUGGGCAAGCUGUCUCUUUGCUGCCUUGUUUGGUGGUUCCUUCUUUUCAAUUGUUUACUACAUUCCACUCUACUUUCAAGCCAUCAAGGGUGCUUCUGCCGUUCAGUCUGGUAUUCGCAUUUUGCCCAUUAUGCUGGCUGUCGUUGUUUCCUCCAUCGUCAGUGGUGGUCUCAUCUCCAAGGUCGGCUACUACCUGCCUUUCCUCAUUGGUUCAGCUGCGCUUCAAGCUAUUGGUGUGGGUCUCAUUACCACUUGGCAAGUUGACUCGCCUUCCAAGAUCUGGAUUGCCUAUCAAGUCCUUGCAGGGCUCGGCUGUGGUGCUGCGUUCCAAAUUCCGCUUAUUGCAGUGCAGACGGUUUUGCCACUGGUCGACAUCCCGACUGGUUCUGCAUUGAUUUCAUUUAGUCAGACCUUGGGCGGAAGUGUCUUUGUCGCCGUUACACAAGCACUCUUCCAAGAAACACUCGCAAAGCAACUCGCAGAACGCGUGGAUAUUCCUGGGGUUCCUUCGCAAUUCAUCAUUUCUCAAGGUGCUACUGGCUUUAGAAAAAUUGUGGAUCCGCUGUACUGGCCAGAGAUCUUUGAAGGCUACAUGCAUGCGCUACGUGCAGCGUAUCGUGUUGCGCUUGUCUUGUCGUGUGUAGCCUUCAUGUUUGCUUGUCUCGUUGAGUGGCGGUCUGUGAAGAAAGACUCCAAAGAUAAGGAGCAGAAGGAAAUCGCGUUGGCUGUUUAG
Protomyces lactucae-debilis is the source of this 1668-nucleotide messenger RNA. Its product is annotated as major facilitator superfamily domain-containing protein. Gene Ontology annotation, molecular function: transmembrane transporter activity. Gene Ontology annotation, biological process: transmembrane transport. Lineage: Eukaryota; Fungi; Ascomycota; Taphrinomycetes; Taphrinales; Protomycetaceae. The record is from RefSeq and is a predicted model, not a curated record. The transcript has 4 exons. The coding region runs from base 1 to 1668 and encodes 555 amino acids.